UGUUUUCCAUCUACCUCUGUACAUCCUGGACCAUCUUUUACAGCGAACGUAUCCACAUCAGCACCAAGUCCAAUCCCACUAAGUCCAGGAAAGAAAUGCAGCUUCCAAAACAACUGUCAUAUGAAAGAUGCUUUUGCAUCAGUGAAGACAAGCUGUCAACGUAACCGAAGAAGUGUCAACUUCGUGUCCUCUGGGCUUCUUCCCGUGCGGCAACCUGAGCACGUGCCUGCCGCAAGUGCUGCACUGCAACGGCGCCGACGAUUGCGGGAACCAAGCGGACGAGGAGAAUUGCGGAGAUAACAACGGAUGGCCUCAUCUCUUUGACAAGUACUUCGGAAUGCCCAACCACAACACCAGAACCAAGUCAACCGCGUGCUUGCUGGGCCUCAUUCCUGAGCUUUGCCAAUGUGAGGACCUGGAGCUGGACUGUGACGCGGCGCAGCUUCACGACAUUCCGGUGGUGGCUGUGAACAUCACCAAGAUGUCCCUACAGCGGAACCAUCUGCAGAGGCUGAAGGCCAACUCCUUCAUAAUAUACCACAGUCUGCAGAAACUAUACCUCCAACACAAUGAAAUUGAAGAUGUGAAUCCAGCUGCUUUCAGGGGACUGUAUAAUCUCACCAGGCUAUAUCUGAACUACAACAGAAUUUCCGUGCUGAUGCCUGGGGUGUUCAGUGACCUGCACAAGCUGGAGUGGUUAAUCUUGGAGAACAACAACAUCCAUCACAUUUCUUCUAAAGCCUUUUCAGGGCUCAACUCCUUGGUCUUGCUGGCUUUGUUGAACAACACUCUGACAAAGCUGGAUGACAUCUGUCGCGAGAUGGCAAGACUCAACUGGCUGGACUUGGAAGGUAAUCUGAUCGAGACCUUGGAGAAUGUAUCGUUCUACUCAUGCAGUAUGCUGACAGUCUUGGUUUUGCAACGCAACAGGAUCAGCCACAUACAUGAGCAAGCUUUUUCAGUCCUCCGAAAGCUCGGAGAAUUGGAUCUUUCCAGCAACAGACUGAAGAAGAUUCCACCUAAUCUGUUUGUCCUUCUGGGGGAUUUGCUUCAACUAAACAUCUCAUACAAUCCCAUCGUGGAGCUGCAUGUAGACCACUUUGACAAAUUGCAUAAACUGAAGUCAUUGAGCAUCGAGGGCAUCGAAAUAACCGACAUCCAAAGUCGGAUGUUUGAGCCUCUUAAACACCUGACCCACAUCUACUUCAAGAAGUUCCAGUACUGCGGUUACGCGCCUCACGUGCGAAGCUGCAAGCCAAACACAGAUGGAAUCUCGUCCUUUGAGGACCUGCUAGCUAACAUCGUUUUGAGGGUCUUUGUCUGGGUGGUCUCGGCCACCACCUGCUUUGGCAACAUCUUCGUCAUCUGUAUGCGCUCGUACAUCCGUUCGGAGAACAAGCUCCACGCAAUGUGCAUCAUCUCCCUGUGCUGCGCAGACGGGUUGAUGGGCAUCUACUUAUUCAUGAUCGGUGCGUACGAUCUGAAGUUCCGUGGAGAGUACAACCGCCACGCCCAGGCUUGGAUGGACAGCGGCCAGUGCCAGAUAAUCGGUUCCCUGGCAAUGGUGUCCACCGAAGUGUCGGUCCUGCUGCUCACCUACCUGACUUUGGAGAAGUACAUCUGCAUCGUGUACCCCUUCCGCUACCUGACGCCAGGUUUGCGGCGUACAGUCACGGUGCUCCUCGGUAUCUGGGUUUUUGGUUUCAUGGUGGCCUUCCUCCCACUGGCCUGCAAGGGGCUUUUCCGGAAUUUCUACGGUACCAACGGUGUGUGCUUCCCCCUGCACUCUGAGCAGCCUGAGACGCUAUGGGCGCACGUUUACUCCAUCGUCAUCUUCUUGGGUCUGAACCUGGUGGCAUUCCUGAUCAUCGUGCUGUCGUACGCUAGCAUGUUCUACAACAUUCAGCGCACGGGGACCCAGACUACCAAGUACAGCAACCACAUCAAAAAGGAGGUCACCAUCGCCAAACGCUUCUUCUCCAUUGUCAUCACAGACUCUCUCUGCUGGAUCCCCAUUUUCAUCCUCAAGAUCUUGUCCCUGCUGCAGGUGGAGAUUCCCGGCACGAUUACCUCGUGGGUUGUAAUAUUCAUCCUGCCCAUUAACAGUGCCCUUAACCCCAUCCUUUACACGCUGACCACCCGUCCCUUCAAGGAAACCUUGAUGCAGGUGUGGGCCAACUAUAGGCAGCGAAGGCCUGCAGUGGCCAGCCACCCCAUCCAUCAGCCCUCGCUCACCUGGCAGGAAAUGUGGCCCCUGCAGGACUCCUGCCCGACGGUGGGAGGUAUUCAAAACACGAGUGACGCACCACCCACCAAGCUCACUGCCCCUGAGGAAAAUGACAAUGGCGUCCCCGUAUGAAUCGAAAACGUCGGCGGAACGUCCGCCGAGGCUGAAAAAUCCUCAACAUGUGCCGGGUUACGCCAUUCCACUCCAGUCCUGUAGGUGGCGAGUCACAAAGCAGGGUGACUGAUGGUUUUCCUGGCGCAGACGCAAGUACGCUAUGGCGUUGACAAGUGAUUUCGACUUCAACACUGGGUUUUCUUUGUGGCUUUGCUAAUGUUUAAAAAAGUCAAGGUUUGGAAACACACUUUCAGUGCUUCGUGAUACCACACUAUGGGUUAAAACCAGGUUCAAAGUCGGGCUGAAAGGAGUAUUUUUUAUUUUUUUAACAAACAACAAAAACGCAAUCCCCGUCAUUCUUGUUUACAAUGAAAGGGCAGGAUUUAAUGUUUAGUGUCAAAGAAAGUUAUUUCCAUUUACUGUGGCCUUGGACACAAAAGAUGUUUUCGUAGGUAGUAAUUGGUUUUGCACAGCUACAAAGAAGGGGGUAAUACAAGUUCAUUACUUGUGCAAGACUGUCAUUAGUUUAUUUGCUUUUUUUUUUUAAGAAAAGGAUUGAUAUUUCUUCGAAUGAAAUCAAUGCUAUUCAUAGGAUGUAUAUACAUACAAGCAACAAUAUAUGCGCACAAUUAAUACACAAGUUCCAGAGUCAUAAAAACUUUCAUAACUGUAGGAUAUGGUUCUACAUUCCUGUUAUGUUGUGUAACAAAUUGGCACAAAUACGGAGUACAUUCGCUUGGACCCAUUUUUAAAAAAUAUUUAUUUUUAUUGUAGUAUUUAUUUAUUUAAUUUACUAUUAUUAUAAUUAUUAUGUUUGAAUAAUUAAAUGCCUAAAUGUAAAUCAGAUUAUAGUGACAUUUAGAGAAUUUUAUUAUACCAAAAUUGGACAUAUUGUAAAAAUAGAUUUUGAAGAGGUGGGGGGCCAACCUGUUAGUGCUCAGACCAUACGCCGCACUCUACAUCAAAUUAGUGUGCAUGGCUGUCCAGAGGCGUCGCAUCCCAUUAGGCAAACCAGGCAAUUGCCCCAGCCGGCAGGGGCCCCCAGACGGCCAACAGAUUUAGCACACGCAGUUUUUUUUUUUUUUUGCAGUGCCAAGUGCGACAGUGCCAGUAAAAGCCUUGUGUCUGAGUUCCCUGAAGGGGCCCCUUCACUCGCUCUACCCCCCACGUGCCGCAGAGUGAGAGUGAGCGGCGAUUUGGCUUUUUUUAAAUUGCCGUAUAUCCAAAAUGAAGAGAAGUUAUCCUUCUGGAAGUGACAUAAGAAAGCAGAAGAGGAGAGCAAGCAAGACAGCGGUGAGUGUACAAUGUAAAUGUAGUUUUAUGUCCGAAUGUAGUAGAAGCCGGGCACUUUGGGUGUCCUAAAAAAGUGCUCUAUGAGACUGAGGUGUUAUUAUACUUUUAUUAAAUAUGCUAUUGCUCCAAGUUCAACUGUCCCCCUUACUUGCACACGCUCGAAGAGCUCCAUGUUGCGUGUUGCCUGGGGACCCUUGCUAUGCCACUGUGGCUGUCACCCCAGGAGGAAGCCUCUUCUGAAGACGAUACACAAGAAACCCCGCCCGUCUCAUCAGACCAUAGGACAUGGUUCCAGUAAUCCAUGUGCUUUGUUGACAUGUCUUCAGCAAAUUGUUUGCGGGCUUUUUUGUGUACAGUCUUCAGAAGAGGCUUCCUCCUGGGGUGACAGC
Messenger RNA from Corythoichthys intestinalis (scribbled pipefish), 4023 nucleotides. It is a transcript of the gene rxfp1, whose product is annotated as relaxin family peptide receptor 1. The coding region runs from base 338 to 2359 and encodes 673 amino acids. NCBI's taxonomy places the organism in Eukaryota, Metazoa, Chordata, Actinopteri, Syngnathiformes, Syngnathidae. Gene Ontology annotation, molecular function: protein binding; G protein-coupled peptide receptor activity. The record is from RefSeq and is a predicted model, not a curated record. Gene Ontology annotation, biological process: activation of adenylate cyclase activity; adenylate cyclase-activating G protein-coupled receptor signaling pathway; hormone-mediated signaling pathway. The transcript has 18 exons. Gene Ontology annotation, cellular component: plasma membrane.